ACAGGACAGGGACGGGGACAGGACAAGGACAGGGACAGAGGGCCAAAGACAGGUUUUAGAGUUGAAAAUCCCCAAGUGUUUUCUUUUUUUUCUUUUGACUCACAACACCAGUGUGGAUCGUGUCGGGAUCAUGAAAUGUCGGUAACGAAGAGCGAACCAGAUCGGAAACUUUUACAUUAAAACGCAACACUUCCUGGAAAGCAAGUUGUUGUUGUGGUUGUUGUUGUUGAGGUUUUUUUUUUGGCCUCCCAUCAUUUCCCUUGGCGUCAGGAUUGUUCCCAGUGCCUGGAAGAAACGAUUUUUUUUUGCCAUUUUUUAUUCUUUUUUUAAAGUGUGUAUAUAAAUGUUUGGAGCCCUCGACAGUCAGGCGACAAUCUGAGCAGUCAGAUCAGACUCACUCCGGAUGCUCUGGCCAUGGAGUUUGGAUCGUGGGCUUUGCACAGGUUCUUCUGUGUCCUGGUCUCGAUCUUCAUGGGAGGAGUGUCUGGUUUGCAAAUUCUCACAACUCCCCCGAUGGAUUGCUCACAGGAGAGCCUGAAUUGCAGCAUCAAAAUCUCUGGCUGCUUGGAUCAUAGUUGGCUAACGCCUUUCAAAUGGACACCUUCUUCUCCCAAGGAAGUGAUGGUCAAUGUGUCCAUCCAAGAGAGCGAACCUGGAAUUUUCAUUCCUGUGUUGUUAAUCAAAUGGAAACUGGGAACAGAUGCAAGCAUACGGAGCUAUCAAGGUGUGCAGGUUUCUGUGCAGCGACAGAGUGACUCACACAGGUCAUGUCUUCAGUAUCGCUUCAGAAACAGAAUUAAAAGCCAACUCAAUCCACAACGGGAGAAGUGGUCCUUCUCAUUGGAGAGGUUUGUGGUGGAGCCGGAGUACACUUACCUAGUGGACGUGUACAGUUUACCCAGAAGAAAUAUCAACGAGUAUCCCGAUCAAGGCAGCAUGAUGUUUGUUGUGCCCGGUUGCAAGGAUGGCCUCAUGAAAAGAACAGAGCUCUGCAAAAGAAGAGGGAGUAUGUGGGAGCCCAACAUCACGCACAGCCAACACGGGACGAGGCUCAGCUUCUCCUUCUGGACAGGAAACUAUUCACAGAAUUACACUGUCUUUUUGAGGAGCCACAGUUCACUGGGGUUCGUCUGCAACAACGAACAGCAAACUAUCACAGAGGAACCAGGACGAAGAGUGAAUGUGACAUUUUUUACUCAAGAAUGGAUGUCAAGCUGCUGUCACUAUAGCAUUUCGAUCCAACCGUUUUUCGUUGACUGUUACAAUGACUGUGUGCGACAUCAGAGGGACAUCCCGUGCCCAGAAAAAACAGGGUUACCACCGUUAGCAACUGCAGAGCCAAGCUCUGAGAUCUCUGAAACCAGUAUUGGAAUCACCAUCGGCAUAGUCACGGUCACUAUUGUGUUGCUGGGUGUCUUCCUCUUUGUGGUUUGGGUACAGAUGAAAUGUAGAACUAAAAUCCCAUUGCCUGACAUAUCAACAGGUGGCAAGAAAAGCAUCGCCUCUGAGGACACAGGACGGCCACAGGUCGUGAAGAGAGUUUUGAUCGUGUACUCAUUGGACCAUGUGCUGUACAAGGACAUUGUGCUGGCUUUUGCAGAGUUCCUGCUGACGGUGUGCGGUACCGAGGUCAUCUUGGACCUUCUCCAGACCAACACUAUCUCGGAGGUCGGGCACCUCAACUGGUUGGCGCAGCACAAGAAAACAUCCGACAAGAUUAUCAUCCUGUGCUCGCGGGGCACUCGAGCCAAGUGGACAGCGAUGCUGGGGACCGAGCAGAGCCAGGUGCUGCUGAGGGGGGACGAGCGCUCGCCCAUGCGCGACAUGUUCACUCCCGCCAUGAACCUCAUUGUGCCCGAUUUCAAGAAGCCGGCGUCCUUCGGGAAAUACAUUGUUGCCUAUUUUGAUGGGAUCAGCGAGGACGGCGACGUUCCCGAUCCCUUCAACGUGGGGGUGAAGUACAAGCUGAUGAAGCAGUUCGAGGAGAUACACUUCCGAGUGCAGGAUCUGGAGAAGUACGAGCCAGGAAAGACCUACCAGGUGCCAGGAAUAACAUCGGACGACUACCAUAAACAUCCGUCUGGUGAAAGGCUGAGGAAUGCCAUUCGAAAGUUUCAGAGGUAUCAGAUGGAGCAGCCGGACUGGUUUGAAAAGGAAUGUUUGCUCUCUGCGGAGGAGGCAGGAGCUGAGGAGGAGGAGGAGUGCGACCGAGAGCUCGGUGACGACCCGUCGUCCAUCAGACAGAACGUUCUGCUCUUGGAGCUGCAAGACGCAGCGGGCUGCUGUGUGAACCAAUUGCAAGUGGCCGAUUCCAGCCACCCAACUUUUGUGAGAUGCCUGCCGACACUCGAGUGCAGAGCCCAGAUCACUGGCGUGUCGCAGAAUGUGAUUGGAAUGGACGGCGUGGAGAGCCCCGCACUCGGCCAGACUUACAUCAGGGAGCCCAUCUGCUGCACCCCUGUGUCCGAGUGCAACCAGAGAGUGUUGCUUUCUUCUAGCUUAGAUUCCCCUCACGAGGAGGACCCUCUGCUGGCCGCGGGGCGGGUGAUGAGAAAUGAAAUUGUGCAGCAGGCCUCGGGCCACGCCGCGGAAGAUCACUGUGUGAGGAACGAUGUUGGCUGCCCAGCGCCUGCCCAGAGCGAUGCCAGGCAGAGAUUGGCAGAGCUACAGCAGGCGCUGCUCCUGCAGGGCUUGGGGUAUUCCCAGAUCCCAGCCCCUGAGCCGCAUCAUCUCCCUGAGUCUGCACCAUUCAUCCUUCUCCCUGCCAAAGAGGAGUCUGUGGAGUCGGAUCAGGGCUACUGCUCCAAGCUCUACCUCUCGGCGGAGGAGCUUCACUCGGGAAGAGCGAGCGUCUUGCCUGAUGCCCUGAAGGAGUUGGAAAUGUUGCAAAUUGGAUUGCUUCAGGAAAGUAUGGAGACAGCGGAUUAGAAAGUGUGAGCACGACAAUAAUUGAUCAUGAAACGUUUUAGACCUAAUAAUUUAAUCGCUGUAAAUUACUUCCAGGAACAUGUUGCAUCGUUAUUUCAAUUCAGAAAAUCACUUGCUUUUUAAUCUGUAGUUUGCCUGUCAGUAUUGACAGAGAACAUGACCUUAGGCCGCUACUGAACAGUACGGUUCCCGUACGAAGCUUUAGCACAGACUGUGACCGAUAGAGUUCUUUAUGGAUAGCACCAUUGAGAAACAUUCAGUGGAUCCAGGAUGAAUCGAGCACAUUGCUAUUCUUGCCCAACGGGGGAUCAGAAGAAAGGAUUUUCAGUUAACGGAGGGCUUCGCUCUGGCUCCUUCGGAAAAACAGACAUGGUGAUCCGGGGGCAACACAGACAUAUUUGGGAUUCCCACAUGUUACUUCAAAACAACACCAAUGCACUGGACUGGCUUGUGGUGAUAAGUGACCAGGGUUCCUUCUAGCGUGUGUGUCUCCAGGAUCGCUUUGAGAGUCUUGCAGAACGAAACCCAUUUCCAUUGAAGAUAUUAUUGGGACAUGAGGUCCAGACUUCUUAAAGAACUGAAGAGGUCAGCUCUCUGCAGAGAAUUUCUGGAUAAAGUAAAACUCAACUGUUCAGACUGAGAAGGUCUCUGACCUGAUCGCUGACUGUAGUAAGCUACUGGGACACUACAAUCAGCCUCGGUCCCCCUGUGCUGCGAAAAGAGGGGUGAUUGAGUUCAAUUCCCGGCAGGGCAAAUUGUUGGGCACGCUUCCUUACUCUACACACCUGUGUUUACC
Messenger RNA from Callorhinchus milii (elephant shark), 3724 nucleotides. RefSeq names its product interleukin 17 receptor A1a (gene il17ra1a). Gene Ontology annotation, molecular function: interleukin-17 receptor activity. NCBI's taxonomy places the organism in Eukaryota, Metazoa, Chordata, Chondrichthyes, Chimaeriformes, Callorhinchidae. The record is from RefSeq and is a predicted model, not a curated record. Bases 415 to 2928 code for a protein of 837 amino acids. The transcript is spliced from 13 exons.